UUUUUAUCUUUUAAUUUUAAAAACAUAAUUUGACAAUAUUUUGUUUCCUUUUUUAAAAAAUAUCGAAUAUAAAAUAAAACAAUCCUAUUGGUUGGUGAACCUAGAAAUUCACCAUAGGGGGUGGACCUAAGAAUAAGUCAUAUAAAUAUCCAUUAUGUAGAUAGUAAACACAAAAGUUGCCUCUUCUAAUCCUCUUUGACCACUAUUUCUUUCUCUGUCUUCCUCAAAAACUAAUCCCCAGAGAUAUGGCAGAACUAAGUUUUUAUGUCGGAGUCAUAGGAAAUGUAAUAUCGGUGCUUGUCUUCCUCUCUCCUGUGGAGGCGUUUUGGAAGAUAGUGAAACGGAGAUCGACGGAGGAGUAUGAGUGUUUGCCAUACAUUUGCACGUUGUUGGGUUCGUCGUUAUGGACAUAUUAUGGAAUAGUGACACCUGGAGAAUACUUGGUUUCGACGGUCAAUGGAUUUGGAGUUCUUGCUGAAUCCAUCUAUGUUCUCAUUUUCCUCUUCUUUGUCCCAAAACCUAGAUUCUUAAAAACAAUUACUUUGGUUCUAGCUCUGAACAUUCUUUUCCCAGUUAUAGCAAUUGUGGGAACAAGAACUGCGUUUGGAGAUGCAAAAACGCGUUCUAACUCAAUGGGUUUCAUUUGUGCUACUCUCAACAUUAUCAUGUAUGGUUCUCCUCUUUCCGCUAUUAAAACAGUUGUGACAACGAAGAGCGUGAAGUACAUGCCGUUUUGGCUAUCGUUUUUCCUCUUCUUAAACGGCGCGAUUUGGGGUGUCUACGCUUUACUCGUACACGAUGUUUUUCUACUAGUGCCAAAUGGAAUGGGCUUCUUCCUUGGGACAAUGCAACUCCUAAUUUAUGCGUUUUACAGAAAUGCCAAACCAAACGUAAAAGAUGAAGAGGAAGCCCUCGCUCCAAGCCAACCUCUCCUUUCUUAAACAUAAUUUGUAUGAAUGAAUAAAAAAUCUAUGUAUUUUUUUUCUUUUGGCGAGUGAUCAUUGAUAGUAUCUAAUUUGUUUUUACAUAUCCGAGCGUGAGUACAUGUGUGACAUUGAAGGAUUUGAUUAUAAAUAUGUUUUUUGGAAGAUUAUAACGAAUCUAGAGAAACUGUUAUGAUUUGUUGUUAAAAUUGUCCAAAAUAUCACUAAUCAAUCAAAAAUUUGAAAGAUUGUGUUAAAAUAACAAAUCUCAUUUGAUUUAAUGAUGAACUAGAUUUUGACCCGCGCUUCGAAAGCGUGAGUUUUUUUAUUAUAAAGAAAGUUUGAUAUGAAUUAGUAUUUUUUGAUUGUACGUUAUUAGUUUAUUUGAAAUUUUGUAUGUAUAUAUUCUUUUGUAACUCUCUCUUAGGUAUGAAAAUUUUAUCCGGAUCCAAAAAAAAUCAACUGAAACCGAGUAAAAGAUAUAGGCCUGGUUCGGUUCCGGAUACAUGGCAAAUUACCUAUUGGGUAUGUUUUUGGACAUGUGAUCUCGGUUUGGGUCUGGAUCUUACCGGAGACCCGAUCGGGUACCCAAAAUAUGCGAAAUAUUUUGUUUAGAUUAGGUAUUUUUGGGUAUUUCGGAUAUGUUGCUGGUGUUACAGAUAUUCUUUUAACUUUCAAGUUUGGGUUUUCGGUUAUAGUUUUGGAUAAAUUUUCAAAAUUUUAAAAUAUAUUUCAGGUAUUUGGAUAACUUUUUGGUUCAUCGGAUAUGAUUUCAGGUAAAAUUAGUUUUUUGACUAUUUGAAUAUUUUCGGGUAUUUGUUUGAAUUUUUGGGUGUUUGUUCGGGUUUGAGUGUUUUCGGGUUUGGAUGUUUUCGGGUUUUUGGGUACUUCGGGUUUUUUUGGACUGAUUCGGACCCAAUACAUUCCUGAAAAUUAUAGGUAUUUUAGAGAUAUUUAAAUUAUGGGUCUGAACCAAUCUGGACUGAAAAAACUAACCCAAACCCAAGCCAAAUUUUUUUAAAAUAUCUAGUUAACUCCAAAUCUUUAGGAUUCAAAGGACCCAAAAUCAAAAAGAACCGCCAUGUACCUAACCCAAUGAUCCAAAUACUCAAGGCUACUCUCUUUCAAUAUAUUUGUGUGUAUUUUAUAAGAGUUAAUGCAUUUGUUCACUUGAUAAAACUUAAGAUUUGUUUGGCAUAUUUUUAGCUAACUAAAUAGUAUAAAUUUGUAGGGUUUUAAUAUUUUUAAAAAAUUUAUCUUAAAUAAUAAUUUUUUAUUAUAAAUAUUUUCAUUAAAAAAAAUUUCGUAAUACAUAUAAUUUUUUAACAGAUGAUUUGUUUUUUUUUUUGUCAAAAUUGAUUUUGUAAAUAGUUGGAUAUAUGUUUGACAAUUUUGAAUUACAUUAAAAAUGUUAAUUUUUUCAGUGUUCAAAAGUUUAUAUUUUGUUGAUAAGUACUUGCCGUAUAUUAAUAGUCAGGUUAAAGGUCGUCGUGAAUAUUGAAAGAUAAGUUAUAUCAAGGAUUAAAAUGUUUAUAUUGAAAUCAAUAUAUGGUUCGCAAUCUUUUUUAAGAAAAUGAAUUUAUCAAGGUAUUAAAUUUAGCAAGAGAUAUUAAUAUGAUUAUGUGGAGGAUGCUUUAAUUGCAGUUAUUGUAUCCUGUAUUAAUAUGGCUAUUAAUAAAAAUGUUAGAUAGUUAGAGAAAAUAAAGGUAGGAUCAAAAAAUAUUAAUGAGUAGGUGCAACAAACUUUUUGUAAGUAGAUUUUUAGGAUGAUUUUAUUUUAAUAGUAUAGAUUAAAAUAUAUAAAGGAAGACCAAAAAAAGUUAGUCUAAUAAAAGAGUCCAACAACCUUGUAUAAGUAGAUUUUUCAGAAUGUUUCUCUUUUAAUAGUAUAGAUUUACAUAAGUUUUCUAAGAUCAGUGUUAUUACUUGAUUUUUAAUUACAAAUGUCCCUUAAAUCUAAUGAUAUUGAACUAGUGAUUUUUAAACAUUAAAUUCAAGUUCAUCGUUAUUAGAAAUGUUUGAGACAUUGGGUUUUUAAUGAUUUCAAAGUGCUUUUCUAGAUCUUUUAGGGUUUUUUUAAAGACCAAGAAAGAAAAUAUCUAAUACACGUACAUGUAUUUUGUAUACAGAGAGACACAUUAUUAAAGACGGAAAGUAAUUUCUUACAUUUUAUAACAGCAUUAUACAUAUCAAACAUUGGAGACAUAAACGACAACAGGUACACGACUUUGAAGCUUAAGACACAAACCCUAGACCUUAUUCAUGCAUAUGGUUAACCCAUACACAAGCAAACAUAAACUGGUCACGACACAAAAUGGAACAACACGUACAUUCACCGAAC
Messenger RNA from Brassica napus (rape), 3264 nucleotides. Its product is annotated as bidirectional sugar transporter SWEET16. The coding region runs from base 246 to 941 and encodes 231 amino acids. Gene Ontology annotation, cellular component: membrane. Gene Ontology annotation, biological process: carbohydrate transport. The record is from RefSeq and is a predicted model, not a curated record. NCBI's taxonomy places the organism in Eukaryota, Viridiplantae, Streptophyta, Magnoliopsida, Brassicales, Brassicaceae. Gene Ontology annotation, molecular function: sugar transmembrane transporter activity. The transcript has 6 exons.